AUGGAAUUAAUUAUAAGAGCUGCCAAUUUUUCAGCAAAAAAUGCAGUGUUCUGUAGGCAAAGGACUUUUACGUAUGGAGAUUUGCUGGCACAUGCAGAAUUAGUUCGCAAUAAGCUGCUAUCGCUAAGCGCUUAUAUGAAAGGGAAAAGAGUUGUGGUACUAACACCGCAUAGCUAUGAGUAUUUGCCUUGCCAAUGGGGGAUUUGAAAAGCUGGAGGUGUAGUAGUACCGAUAAAUAUAAAGCAGCCACCUUUAGAAUGAAAGCAUAUCAUAGAGGACUGUCGACCAACUUUUAUAUUGUGCCAUGGAAGCUUGUUGUCCAGACUUGAGACUGUAAUUGAGAAAAAUGGAGUAAAAAUUAUCCCUGUAGGGGAUUUUCAGACUUUGGAAGAGAAAAUUGAAAUAAAGGACGUGAAUAUGGACAACGAAACCGAUGCUAUGAUUUUAUAUACCGCUGGGAUAACAGGAAAGCCAAAAGGAGCUGUGCAUACACACAGAAGUCUCACCUUCCAAGUAAAAACUCUAUCAAAUAAUUGGGGAUGAAACGAGAAUGAUAAUUGCAUAGAGCUUAUGCCAUUAUAUCAUUAUCAUGGCGUUAGCAGCUUAUUGAGUGCUUUGUGGGCAGGAGCUAGCGUUACAUUUCAUUAUAAUUUUGAUGUAUGGAAUUUAUGGCAAGAUAUUAAAAAAGAAACCAAUCUGACUGUUUUAAGUGCUCCAACUUCAGUCUAUACAAAGCUGCUUUAUAACUGGAAUUACAUGUAUAAAACUGAUAAACAAGAAAUUAUUGAUAGCUGCAGAAGAUUCAGGUUAAUGAUCACAGGGAGCUGUGGAAUGCCGGAAACGAUGUCUAAUUAUUGGGAAGAAGCAACCAAGCAUGCCUUAAUUAAUCAAAAAAUAAAACGGUGAUGUCGACGGCAGAUGGACUCCGAGAUAAACUCUCUAUGGAGCAGUUAGGAUCUGUCCUGAUGAAGCUGAAAAUAAUGCCUCUGUUACUUUUUGAAAUAGGCCUUCAAGUUUGGGGACGGCUGCCGAAAAGGGAAGUUUUUUCUCCCUAAGGUUUUUCCUUCCCUACCAGAUGGGCUCGGCAGGUUUUGCCUCCCACUUAGUCUUGGUGAUCAGGAUUUGACCGGACUUCUGCAAGAGAUGACUCUAACCUAAGGAGCUAAUUCUUAGGUUGGGUGGGCUUACACCAGAUAGGCAGGCUAGUGGUUUAUCCACUUAUGGCUUAUAACACUUAACUUAGCUUAAUCAAUCAAUAUGGGACAGCAGAAACGGGGAUGGUUCUGAGCAAUUUAGCAAAUGAGACUCAGACUCCUGGAUGCGUGGGAAAGCCUCUUACGCAAAUAGAAACAGAAAUUUAUAGAAAUGAGCUCAAAGUAAAGACUCCUGGAAUGUUUAAAGAAUAUUUUAAUAACCCAGAAUCAACUAAGCAAGCUUUCGACAAUGAUGGAUGGUUCAAGACUGGAGACUUGGCUGAGAUUGAUCCAAGAUUAGGAAAUUAUAGGAUUACUGGAAAAUUAAAUUCAGAUGCAAUCAGAUUUUCAGGAUAUACAAUUUCUGCUAGAGAAAUAGAAACCGAAUUAAAAGGCUUUCCAGGCAUAGAAGAUGUUGCAGCUGUCGGAGUUCCCAGCUAUGAACAUGGAGAAAUCAUAGGAGUUGCUAUCAAAAGCCAAAAGAAAAUUACAUUAAAAGAUGUCCAAAUCUGAUGUAAAACCAGAAUGGCGAGCUACAAAUUGCCAAGGGUUUUGCAGCAGCUUGAUCAAUUUCCGCUUCACUCAAGUGGAAAAAUUAACAAAAAUGAAUUAGUGAAUUUAUUCAGACAAUAG
This is a messenger RNA of Blepharisma stoltei, 1826 nucleotides long. Lineage: Eukaryota; Ciliophora; Heterotrichea; Heterotrichida; Blepharismidae. The record is from the annotation of a GenBank genome assembly.